This is a messenger RNA of Knipowitschia caucasica, 552 nucleotides long. The record is from the annotation of a GenBank genome assembly. Lineage: Eukaryota; Metazoa; Chordata; Actinopteri; Gobiiformes; Gobiidae.
AUGGACAAAAAGCCCUCUGUUUUUACUCGCACCUCGGCCUACAUUCCUAGGAUCGAGAAUGUAAUGCGGCGGGACAUUUACAAUGAGAAAAUAUCUGGCUGUGGAGGGCCGAAGGACCUGAGAGACACAGGCUCGCUCUCCUCUAUGGGAUUCCCUGGCAGCUACAGCAACAAAGCAGACUGCCAGUGGAACAUCAGGGUGCCUGAUGGCAAAUUGGUCCAUCUCCACUUCCACAACUUCUCCCUGGAGGAGAGCGAAGGGUGCUUGAGCGACAAAGUCAGCAUCACAGACCAACUGGGAAGUCUAGCACCAUGUGGAGGCAGCUUCAGCUCUGAACAGGGAGAACUAAAGUCUCCGAACUGGCCCAAUGACUAUGCAGGCCAGUCUGUUUGCACAUGGACUGUCAAAAACCCCAGCGCUACAAGAUUCCAUGUGGCAUUCAUGCACUUUGAAUUGCAAGCUGUGAACGUGCUUGGCAACUGUGUGGACUAUGUGGAGAUUUUCAAUGGAGCAACAAUGACAUCUCUUGGUCAGUUUUGGUACUACAGCUGA